GUGAAAUCGAGGACUCACGCCUCAUCUCAUCUAGGAGUCGUCAGCUGAAUGUACCUGGACUCCAGAGUAGAUGAUCGCCCCGGGACUCGAACUCAAUAUCGUCCGCCUCAAGCAGCAUCUUAUUAUUCAAUUAAGCAUCGAGUUCAGGUAGUUACUCAGUUUUGCAACAGAUACACAUAUCACAUUAUGGGACGAUGGAGAAGAUUCGCAGUUCAAAUAGGUACUUUUAGCGCCGUUGAGUUCUCUGUGCUAGAUGGCAUAAUUACAGAAGUUCCACUGUCGCUAUGGAAAAUAUCACCAGUACUUACUUCUACAUUUAGUUCAAAGAACUCAACAAUACCAAAAACAUUAAUUCGUGAUAAUUUAGUUUUAAAGGUUUUUAUUUUAUAGUUAUUAUUAUUUUGAAC
Molecule: messenger RNA, 407 nt
Organism: Schistosoma mattheei
Lineage: Eukaryota; Metazoa; Platyhelminthes; Trematoda; Strigeidida; Schistosomatidae
Source: the annotation of a GenBank genome assembly